Molecule: messenger RNA, 1002 nt
Organism: Malassezia japonica
Lineage: Eukaryota; Fungi; Basidiomycota; Malasseziomycetes; Malasseziales; Malasseziaceae
Exons: 5
Coding region: 1-1002 (333 amino acids)
Biological process (GO): methylation
Cellular component (GO): mitochondrion
Molecular function (GO): nucleic acid binding; methyltransferase activity
Source: RefSeq, a predicted model, not a curated record
AUGCUUGGCGUGCCGAGCCGCCGCGCGACGGCGCUCGUGCGGCGAUUGGGGUGUACGCGCACGACACAUGGCCUUGCAGAGGCUGCGCGGCAGCUCGCCAAUGCACGGCUCGCACAGGCGCCAUCCGAGCUCCCGGCCGAAGUGCACCACGAAGCGAGGCAGUAUGCACGCUGGCUGCACGACGAAGCGUGCGCACGGCAUACCGCGCCGCACGAUAUCCGUACCGCGCUGCAGGACAUGGUCCGGCGCGUCGCACACGGCGAGCCACUCGCCUAUGUCAUCGAGACAGAAGAGUGGGCGAUGCGCCUCGCGGAGCGCGUAGCGCCCCAGCUCGCGCAGAAUGGCGCGCGCUUCCGUGUGCUAGACCUGUGCACGGGCUCUGGAUGUAUCGCCUUGCUGCUGGCGCAUACUUGGGCCGGCGCCCAGCGGCCCUUGCGCAUUACAGCCGUCGACUGCGAUGCGUGUGCAGUGACACUUGCCAAGGAAAAUGCGGCAUGCAACCGCCUAGACGUGGACGUCGUGCAGGCAGAUAUGCUCGACGAUGCGGCGUGUUCAGCGCUAGGGACGUUUGACGUCGUCGUGUGCAAUCCGCCGUACAUACGCGGAGAUGAGUGGCUGAUGCUCCCCUCGUCUGUGCGCGACUACGAGGCGCGUGGCGCAUUAGUAGGCCAUGCUGCCGACGACGGCCUCGCAUAUUACCGCCGGCUCGCCGACCUCGCGCGCGCCGGCCUCGUCCAGCGCCCCGGCGGCGUGCUUGCGAUGGAAGUCGGUGCAGGCCAGGCUGACGAUGUCUCUGCGCUCUUCAACUUCCAGUCGCUGCUCCUCGUGAUCCUGCUGACGAUCUGCACCUGCACAUACGUGCGUGCGACCGCGCCGGUAUUGAUCGACCGCAACAAGAAAGGCUUCCUGGGCGUCUUUUUCAAGGCCGCACGGAUAGGCGAGCGCCUCUCUCCUUAUUGUUCCAUUGCAUGCCUCAUCAUGGCGCUCUAUGUCAUUACCUAG